Sinocyclocheilus grahami is the source of this 6010-nucleotide messenger RNA. RefSeq names its product zinc finger SWIM domain-containing protein 8-like. Bases 1436 to 6010 code for a protein of 1524 amino acids. The record is from RefSeq and is a predicted model, not a curated record. Gene Ontology annotation, molecular function: zinc ion binding. Gene Ontology annotation, cellular component: Cul2-RING ubiquitin ligase complex. NCBI's taxonomy places the organism in Eukaryota, Metazoa, Chordata, Actinopteri, Cypriniformes, Cyprinidae. The transcript is spliced from 22 exons.
GCGGAUCAGCUGAUGCUGGAGAGCCAUCUUCAUCUUCCCGAGCAGAGGAGAGGAGGGGGACAGGACAGAGAGAACAGGGGGAUCUCGACUCCAAAUUGUCGGCUUAAAAAGACAUUUUAGAUCCAGAGAGCGCUGGCUGCUUAGAAACGGAGGACUAGAAAAGAACCGGCCGGUGACACAUGAAGACAAGCGGAUGACAAGCUUUUACACACAAAGGAGAAGACAUAUAUAUCAGGCAGCUAGAGGUGGCAUAAAGACAAUUUAUUAUGUUUUCCACGGAUGGGCGUUUGUCCUGGUCGAGGGGUCAAAUCUGCAUUUUAGUCGUCUGAUUUUACUAUAAACUUACAUAGAGGCACAAUGCUGAGAUAAGAGCACUGGCGAGUCGUUUGUUUUGGGUACGUUAACCAGUGGAUCGACAAGACUCGGAUUAGGGACCAAGGCUUUUGUGUCAAAACAUCAAAACAGUGUUAUUCCGUCUGGUUAUGUGUAGGGAUAUAAGCACUGCUCGUGUCAGCGCUUAUUUUGACAGUUUUUGAAGUGUUUGGGAUUUCGGGCAAGCCGGAAAGCUAGCAGGCUAACCGACUAGCCUUUCAGAAUUAGCAGAGCUACCUCGAUCGACAUAAAAACAACCGUACAGGGGUUGUUUUGGGUUAACACCUGUUUACUGUUGUGAUAUGGCCUUAUUUAAUAGAAAUAAGGCCGCGCAAGGUCAUUAGUUAUACUUGGGGACCUGUUUUUUCUUCAGCGCUCUCUUGUUUUGUUAGCUGUAGAGCUUCUGUGGGACUCGAGGCUCAGCUGAUAGGACAAACAGAGGAGAGGGGGUUUAAAUUAACAUCUGAGUGUAAAGAACUCAUGCUCGCUAAAACGCCCUGAACUGUACUAACAUGUUUUCAUACAAGUGAGUCUCUACAGUUGCUGUCAAUUAACACUAGUUUCUGUGUAGGUUGUACUUACGGGCAGUCAGACCGCUGGAGAGGGGCAUAUUGAUUUAAGAAUCUUAUUUCAUAAGAUUUAAACCUCAACAAAGGUCCAAUGAUACAUCUCUAGAGUGUUUUUUGUCCUGUAGGUCCACACUUGACAAUGUAAGACAACACUUAGGUUAAAAAAAACUGAGGAGUAUAUAAGUUUAUGAAAUCUUAGCUAUGGGUUGUGUCACUUUUUUCAAGAACUAAGCCCCUGAGUUUCUCCAGCAGUUGGGGUCUAAAAGCAUGGAUUAACUUCACUUAACUGCACCACAGUCGUGUGCAAAUCCUCCGUUUGACACCCUAAAUAUAUAUUUUCAGGAAACACAGGCUUUCUUGAGAGACUUUGCAGGACCCCUCACACAGUGUUUGGGUUGAGUGUGAGUUUCCCCUCCCCCUGAGCGAGUGUCACUCUCUCAAAACAACAGAGGCACGUUCAGUUGAAGCUUUCAGGUCUCCACACAGCAGAUGUGAUGGAACUGAUGUUCGCUGAGUGGGAAGAUGGAGAGAGGUUCUCCUUUGAAGAUUCGGAUCGUUUUGAGGAGGACUCCCUGUGCUCAUUCAUAUCAGAGGCAGAAAGUCUCUGCCAGAACUGGAGAGGAUGGAGGAAACAGUCAGCCGGCCCAAAUUCACCCACUGUGAAGAUUAAAGAUGGACAAGUCAUCCCUCUGGUGGAGCUGUCGGCCAAGCAGGUGGCGUUCCAUAUUCCAUUUGAGGUGGUGGAAAAGGUCUAUCCUCCCGUUCCUGAGCAGCUGCAGUUGCGGAUUGCCUACUGGAGCUUUCCAGAGAACGAGGAGGACAUCAGAUUAUACUCCUGUUUGGCCAAUGGCAGCCCUGAUGAGUUCCAGCGUGGUGAACAGCUCUAUAGAGUGAGGGCUGUGAAAGACCCUCUACAGAUAGGUUUCCACCUCAGUGCCACAGUAGUAUCGCCCCAGGCCGGCCAAUCAAAAGGAGCCUACAAUGUGGCUGUAAUGUUUGACCGGUGCCGCAUCACUUCCUGCAGCUGCACCUGUGGAGCAGGAGCCAAAUGGUGUGCCCACGUUGUGGCCCUCUGCCUCUUCAGAAUUCACAAUGCUUCUGCAGUGUGUCUUCGAGCACCUGUGUCAGAGUCCCUGUCCAGAUUACAGCGGGAUCAACUCCAGAAGUUUGCACAAUACCUCAUCAGUGAACUCCCACAACAGAUCUUGCCGACAGCUCAGCGUCUUUUGGAUGAGCUUCUGUCCUCCCAGUCUACCGCUAUUAACACCGUGUGUGGAGCCCCGGAUCCUACUGCUGGUCCUUCAGCCUCUGACCAGAGCACCUGGUAUCUAGAUGAGUCCACCCUCAGUGACAACAUAAAGAAGACCUUGCACAAGUUCUGUGGCCCAUCACCUGUUGUGUUUAGUGAUGUGAACUCCAUGUACCUGUCAUCCACUGAGCCUCCGGCAGCUGCCGAAUGGGCUUGUUUGCUGAGGCCCCUGCGAGGUAGAGAGCCAGAGGGCAUCUGGAACCUUUUGUCCAUCGUCAGAGAGAUGUUUAAGAGGAGAGACAGCAACGCUGCACCUCUAUUAGAAAUCCUCACCGAACAGUGUCUCACCUAUGAACAGAUCAUUGGCUGGUGGUAUAGUGUGAGGACAUCAGCCUCUCACAGCAGUGCUAGCGGGCACACAGGCCGCAGUAAUGGCCAGACAGAGGUUGCAGCACAUGCGUGUGCCAGCAUGUGUGAUGAAAUGGUUGUUUUAUGGAGACUGGCAGUGCUAGACCCUACCAUGAGUCCCCAGAGGCGUUUAGAACUUGCUGCCCAGCUAAAGCAGUGGCACCUGAAGGUAAUAGAGAUUGUGAAACGGGGGCAGCACCGCAAGUCUCUUGACAAACUCUUCCAGGGCUUCAAACCAGCUGUGGAGUGCUGCUACUUCAACUGGGAAGUGGCCUACCCUUUACCUGGCAUCACCUAUUGCGGCGCAGAUAAGAAAAACACCUCAUUUUGUUGGGUCAGGACGGUGCAGCAGCAGCGGGGCGCUAAAGCUGGGACCAGUGGGGAACCAGGAGAAGGAGCUCGCAGUGGAACGUCAGAAGGUACUUCCUCUGAACAAAAGUCACGGUGCAACUCUCAUCUUCUCCAGCAGGAGGUGGCUGUCCGCCCUAAGGAGACCAUUGUGAGCAAGAGAAAAGGAGUGUCAGGUGUGAAUAGUGGAGGCGUGCUGGUUUGUCUGGGUGGAAGGGUCUCUCUCUCACUUCAGGAGGGAGGUAAAGGCAUGUAUAAAGCCAGUAGCUCCUCCCCAUCAGCUGGUAGUAAGGCCAAGCUUACACAGAGCAACAAGGGUUCAUGUGGAAGUUCGAGUGGCGUCAGCGGGAAGCACCCCAGCGCUAAACGGCGAACUAGCAGUGAGGACAGCUCUCUAGAGCCUGACAUGGCAGAGCUGAGUCUGGAUGAUGGUUCCAGUCUGGCGCUUGGAGCGGAGGCCUCUAACACCUUUGAUUUCCUUCCUCCUCCACCAGAGAUGUUGCCCUCACCCAGCCCUCUUCUCCGAGAGCCACUCAAAUACAGUGGUAACGCUUCAAAAGAGCAUGCAUAUGAGACAAAACGUGUGCUGCCCUCUGCUGCUGAUGCCCAUGCCUGCUCCAUUGCAAUUCCUGUAGUGGUAGCUAUGGAGAAAGAGGUGGAAGUGGAGGCAGAUCUGGAUGAGAACGGAGGAGAUGAGGACCCCGUAGAUGAUACUCGGCCCUCUGCAGCGCUCCCCGGCAAGGCUCAGCAGGGCUGCAGAGAGGGAGAUGGAAGCGUCGUUUCAGGGGCCUCAGGACCUCAGGCAGUUGAGGCAGCAGCAGGAGCAGAUGCUGUAUGUGAAGAUGACUAUCAAGCGUAUUACCUUAGUGCUGCAUCAGAAGAGGGAGCAGAUAGAGGGGUUGCAGACAGCAACCAUGAAGAAGAGCCAGACAUCUUUGCUGGGAUUAAACCUCUGGAGCAGGAGGGCAGGAUGGAGAUACUUUUUGCCUGUGUGGAGGCUCUCUAUGCUCAUGGCUAUAGUAAUGAAGCAUGCCGACUGGCUGUUGAUCUUGCUCGAGAUCUGCUGGCUAACCCUCCUGACCUGAAGGUGGAGCAGCCGCAGACAAAGGGUAAAAAGAGUAAGGUGUCGACCAGUAAACAGACACAGGUGGCCACUAACACCCUGUCUAAAGUAGCCUUCCUGCUGACUGUGUUGAGUGAGAGGCUGGAGCUCCAUAACCUGGCAUUCAACACUGGCAUGUUCUCCCUGGAGCUGCAGAGACCGCCAGCUUCUACUAAAGCUCUAGAGGUGAAGCUGGCAUAUCAGGAGUCAGAGGUGGUGGCUCUGCUGAAGAAGAUUCCUCUGGGUCUUGUAGAAAUGACUUCCAUAAGGGACCGAGCAGAGCAGCUCCGUGAUGGAAACUUCUGCGACUAUCGUCCGGUUCUACCUCUCAUGCUGGCAAGCUUCAUAUUUGACGUACUCUGCACCCCUGUGGUCUCUCCCACGGGCUCUCGACCUCCUAGUCGGAACCGUAACAAUGAAAUGCCUGGUGAUGAGGAGCUGGGAUUUGAUGCAGCUGUAGCAGCUAUUGGUAUGAAGACAACGGUCAGUGAGGCAGAGCAUCCUCUGCUGUGUGAAGGGACACGGAGAGAGAAAGGAGACCUGGCUCUAGCACUAAUGAUCACCUAUAAAGAUGACCAAAGCAAGCUUAAAAAGAUUCUGGACAAGCUCCUGAAUCGUGAGAGCCAGACCCAUAAGCCUCAGACUCUGAGCUCCUUUUACUCUAGCAAACCAGCCACAAGCAGCCAAAAGAGCCCAUCCAAACAUGCCGCCCAUGGUGCCAGCGGAUCGACGGGGGGAGUGUCAAAGCACACCCCUGCAGCAACAUCAUCUGCUGUGCAGGCCGGGGGAGCGGCAGGGCAGCAGGGCAGUUUAGUGGGUAGUGGAGUUCGGAGUGCAGUUACAGGAGAGGGCAUCGCUGACAACAGAGAUCAAGAGGGUGCACAGACGACCUCCUGUGAGCAGCAGAGCGAUGCUGCACCCUUCAAGCCUGAGGGCACUGUGCCCAGUCGUUUGGCACUGGGGGGUCGCGGGGCAUACGGCACGCGCUGCUGGGGAUCACCUGUACGGCAGAAAAAGAAACACACUGGCAUGGCAAGCAUUGACAGCAGUGCUCCAGAGACCACCUCAGACAGCUCUCCUACCCUCAGUCGACGUCCACUUCGAGGUGGUUGGACAGCUGCUUCCUGGGGGAGAGGCCAGGACAGUGACAGCAUUAGCAGCUCUUCCUCUGAUUCACUUGGCUCAUCGUCAUCUAGCGGCUCGCGCAGAGCUGGAGGAGGAGCCAGAGCCAAGAGUACUGACACCAGCAGGUAUAAAGGUCGCCGGCCUGAAUGCCAUGCUCCACAUGUGCCCAACCAGCCAUCCGAGGCAGCUGCACAUUUUUACUUUGAGCUGGCCAAGACUGUGCUGAUUAAAGCUGGUGGAAACAGCUCCACCUCCAUUUUCACUCAACCCUCUGCCAGCGGAGGCCAUCAGGGGCCCCACCGCAACCUGCAUCUAUGUGCCUUUGAAAUUGGCCUGUAUGCCCUCGGCCUGCAUAACUUUGUGUCUCCAAACUGGCUGUCAAGGACUUAUUCCUCACAUGUAUCCUGGAUUACAGGCCAGGCCAUGGAGAUUGGGAGUGCUGCCCUCAACAUCCUGGUGGAAUGCUGGGACGGGCACCUCACGCCUCCGGAGGUAGCGUCACUCGCAGACCGCGCAUCACGAGCUCGGGAUCCCAACAUGGUGCGUGCUGCGGCAGAGCUGGCUUUGAGCUGCUUGCCUCACGCUCACGCCCUCAACCCCAACGAGAUUCAGAGAGCCCUGGUGCAGUGCAAGGAGCAGGAUAAUGUGAUGCUGGAGAAAGCUUGCAUGGCAGUUGAGGAGGCUGCAAAGGGAGGCGGUGUUUAUCCUGAGGUCUUGUUCGAGGUGGCUCACCAGUGGUAUUGGCUGUACGAGCAAACAGUGGGUGGAGGCUCUGGGGCCCAGCGAGAGGGGUCCGGCCGCUGUGGGGCCAAGUUAUUAACAUCAAAAAUCUACUAA